AUGGAAGUAAUUGAAAUCGACAAAAACCAUUGGGUUAUUGAUAAUUUUCUGGUGGAAGAAAAUGAUGGUGUAAAGCGUAUAAGACAUUUUACAGGAACGAAUAAGACCAUGCCGCAAUAUACUAUAGAUAAGUUAAAACUAAUGAAUACAAUCAACCUCAAAGAAUUAAAAGAUGCAUAUCCAUAUACUUCCCUCAUUCCAUGUCAGUCAAAACUACUUUUUGCUCAUGUGCAAACAUUUACCUAUGAAUUCUACCGUAAAGGAGAGGGAUUUCAUAAAGUUAAUGCUAGAACGGCUAAAAUUUUUAGAAAUAUUAGCUCUCCUUUCACUGUUAUUCCUCUCAUAUUGAAAGGAUGUCCCGUUAAAUAUUUAUAUUACCAAAAUAACUUACUACAAACAAAUGUUAUCCCUCCUGCUUUUAAUAGGAUUAUUCAUUCACACAAUAGCUCUUUUUUUGUAAGGACACUUUGUUUAGAAAACAUUAAAUUAAAGACUUCUGACAUAAAAAUAUUGUUAGAUUAUCAAGCUGUUAAAUUAAUCUAUCAAAAUCGAUCAGUAGGGAUGGCUACUCGUAUAUACAAAGAUGUCAGAGAAGAAUACAAAGAAAGGCCAUUUAUACAAUCAAUGAUUUCACUAGUUACCAAAAUAGCAUUCCCACCACAAUAUAGAUCAACAACUCUUUCCCAAUAUGCUAGAACUUUUGCCUUCACCCUUUACCUUAUCGAUAAUUUCAGAAAAUUUAGUUUUGCAACCCCACGAAUUUGUAACAAUCUUCCAAUACCUUUAUUUAAUAUUGAAUCUACAAUUGAAGAAAGAACGGAAAAAUAUAGCGAUUUUUUUUGUUAUCUCUAUGAUUCAAAAGAUAAAGCAUUAGCCUGUAUCAAUAUCUUAUUUAGAGUGAUGGCAUUUGAUUGGAAUCGCUCCAUGGAAACUAAGUUUGAAGUGAAAACAUUGAACCACUUUAAAUCCACAAUGGAUGCUUUUAAAGCUAUUUCCAUUUACCUUUGUCUUCAUAGACAUAUUCACCCCACAUACAAAUAUAGUAACACAGACAAAUAUUUUAUCACUGAUUGCAGCACUGUAUGGGAUUGGAUUAAAAGGACUUAUUCAAUGUUAAUGAAUGAUUAUCACACUACAAAAGUUAUUUCAAAACCUUGUGCUCCGGAUGGUUACCUUAUUGGUGGUUUAAGAUUCUCAAGACAGUAUAUUCAGAUAUUUUAUCAAGACAUAAUUAAUAGGUAUGAUUCAAAUUUAGAAGUCAUUAAAAAAUCUUACUUAAAUGUACAAGCACCUUCAGUAAUGGGAAGAAAGUUGUUGGGUACACAGGGGUUAUGUUUGGAGGAAGAUAGAGCUAAUCAUAAAGGUUCUUUAGUCAAUUUGUUUCCCAUGGAGUUGAUUUCCAAAUUUCUUCCUUACCUUUCAACUGCUCAAAUAGUAGAAGAAGAAGCUAAACAAGAAAUUAAAUCUGCAAUCGAUGAUAUGGGUGUUUCCUUGAUGUGGUUAAUAUACUUCUCAACUGGUGGUCCGUACAGGUUUCCAGAUUUACAAAUUUUAAAGUAUGCAGGCAAUGAAAGAAAUAUCUUUUUUGAUGCAACUGUGAAGUGUAUUGAGUUGGACACAACAUAUUCCAAAUCCAGGUUUUCUAAACGUCUGUGCAAGGUCGUGGAUCAACACACCACAUUCUAUUUGGUUCAUUAUAUUUUAGUUUGUAGGUCUCUCCUCAAUAAUAUACUCGGAGAUUUCUAUGCUGAGAUUAACAGAGAUUUAUUUGCUAGUGGAAGGAAACCGAAUUCAGUCGCCGAUGAUGAACGUAACAACGUAGAGAGCAAAAAUUCAAUGGGGAAUGUCGAUGAAGACGAAGACGAAGAAGAAAGCAAUCAACUUUUUGAUGAGGAAGAAGACGCUGAAGAAGACGCUGAUGAAAAUAAAGAUGAUAUUAUUGUUCCACCUAUUAAUAUCUUCAAUGAAGGGAAGAAUCUUACUGAUCUGGAUUACUCUCGUCAGAUUUUACAUUCCACUUUGUUUAUUGAUAUUAAUACGAAUAAAAUAGUUCAUUACGAGAGAUUCAAGAAAUUUAUAUCUCAAUAUCCUUCAUCAUGGGAGGGCAAAAGAUUGACAUUUAGGGAUAUGCGUCAUGGUAUGAUAGGUUUACUCAGGGAGUAUGUAGCUAGUGGCUAUAAUGAACGGUUUGAAUUAUCUAAGGAAGAAUAUGCAGGCCAUGAUGCAAAUACAGGAUAUACUGAUUAUGCUGUCAACCCAUAUAAAGCAAGACAUACUCCAAUUAGCAAAAGAUCUGAAGUAUUGAGUAAAUUAUGGCAAGAAUGGUUAGGUUUAAGAACGUAUCAUGAGAAAAAGACAUUCACACCAUUGCAUAGAACCAAAGAACCAAAAUUAUCAUCCCUCACUCAAUCUCUUUACGAUAUUUCAUACGUGAAAACUUCAUUCUUCUAUGACUCUCGAUGCUUACCAGAACAGGAGAAUAUGAUGUUAUUAGAUAUAUACAUGGGACAGGCGAAAUUACAUCCAAUUCAGAUUUCUCCCAAUGAUGAUGCUUUUAACUUGUAUAAGUUGCCAAUUUAUGCCCUUUCCGAAGUUGCUUCAAACAAGAACCAAAUCUCUUUCAUAUUUGAACCAACCCUGAGUGCAAAAAUUUUGACAUUGCAGAGACUCUCCGAAAUAAAAUCGUCGUUAAAAGUUGGUGAUUUUGAUUCUAUUGUAAAUAUAAAGACUGGCCCUGAAGAGCAUGACUUUACAUGUUCCAUCUAUGUUGGUACUUUCGAAAAUUUAAUGGAGUGUAGUUUUUGUGAUUUGAUACACAAAUGGGAUGAAACAAUGGUGAACCUGUCUUUGUGUUAUGUGGUCAUUAAUUGCUUUGAAAAAGUAAAUCAGAAUCUUUUCAAAGAUUUAAAUAUCGGUUCCUUAAAGUGGUUCUUUAAAAUAUUGCUAUUCACAAAGAUUGAUGCGCGUCAGCAAACUAAAACGUUGAUGAAAAAUAUAGGGAUAUUCAAACCCUUAAUAUCGGUAAAGCGCAUUGACAUAUCGGAGUGUAUAUAUUACCACAAUUUGUUGAAAGAGCUGCCAUUGAAAGACGUUUAUAAAGAAUUGUGGAAAGAGGAAUCUGGCUAUGGUACGUUACAGAAAUGUUGCUCUUAUUCUAAACGAUACUUGCAAUUAUUUAAUUCUAGGACAAAUAAGAAAAUUGUGAUUAUUUCAAAGCAAGCUGAUGCAGCUGAUGCUUUGCAUGCCAUGUUAGGAGAUAUAUCGAUUAAAAUUACUGAAAAAAUUGACAUAAGAGAGAGGUUUAGGUUAAUGGAUAAUUUCAGAGAGCAAUCGAAUUCCAAAAUUUUGAUUGGAACAAAAGUGUUGCUUGAUUUUCCGAAUGUUGAAAAUGUUGCCCUAGUCUUAUUAAUGGAUUAUAUGCGAACUAUUUCAGAUUACAUUACCUUCUCCUCUAUGAUAACAAAAGAAAACGGCAUAAUCAGUUCCAUUUUUUGCGAAGGAUCAUUUGAAAAAGAUUCCAUGACAUUGGAUUGUCCAACAAACCAGAUAAGAAAAUUUUAUGGAAUUUCUGAAACCCAGCCCUGCAAUUGUUGUAACAACUCCAAUGAACGGGUGAGGGAAUUGCUAAUUGAAGUCCAUGGCGAUGAUUGA
Molecule: messenger RNA, 3651 nt
Organism: Naumovozyma dairenensis CBS 421
Lineage: Eukaryota; Fungi; Ascomycota; Saccharomycetes; Saccharomycetales; Saccharomycetaceae
Exons: 1
Coding region: 1-3651 (1216 amino acids)
Source: RefSeq, a predicted model, not a curated record